This is a messenger RNA of Penaeus monodon (black tiger shrimp), 2663 nucleotides long. Its product is annotated as synaptogenesis protein syg-2-like. The transcript has 14 exons. Bases 419 to 2491 code for a protein of 690 amino acids. NCBI's taxonomy places the organism in Eukaryota, Metazoa, Arthropoda, Malacostraca, Decapoda, Penaeidae. Gene Ontology annotation, molecular function: protein binding. The record is from RefSeq and is a predicted model, not a curated record.
GUUACCGAGUGGAUAUCUAGGCAGUGUCCAGCUGGACUCGGUGGUGGAAGGGGUGCCUGUGACUCUCGGCGCGAUGGGAUGUUCGUAUGGGGAUAACGCUUCUUUUUUGUACGUGUUUCUCAGUUCCUUCGGUGGAAAUGCGCGGUGAAAUCGGAGAGACUUUGAUGGCGCGGCGUUUUUUAUUCGAAGGGAGAAGAGUAUGGAAAACCUUUGCUUAGAUUUUGUAAAGCGAUAUGCAUAUGAAGAACUGGGAAAAACAAAAAACAGAAACAAAAAAAGGCAAGGGCCAUUUUUUUUUCCCGAAUCUCUUUUCUCAAAUCAACCUUCACUUCGGAUAAAGGAAAGAGACAAUGAAGAGAACGAACAACAAUAGCAGGAAAAUUAACAAUACUAGGAAAUAAAACAGAAAUCAGCCACAAUGCGGUGCUGGGAGGUAGUGGUUAUGGUGACGGUAUUGUGCCCGAGUGUGUGGUGUCUCCCCGGCGAUGGUGACGCUGACGGAGGGUCCAGUGGCUUCGAGGAGACUCCUUUAACAAAAGUACGGGCGGUGGAAGGAGGGCGUGUCCUACUGCCAUGCGACUUGGACCCGCCUACCCCAGGCGACACGACACUCCUCGUCCUCUUCUUUCGAUAUGACUCCGUCUUCCCUAUAUACAGCCUCGACGCCCGGGGCAUGAGCCUCCUGCAGGGGAAGCAGCAGGCGUCGGAGCCCUUCCAGCAGCGCUCCUACCUCAAGGUCAGCCGAGGUCAGCAGGGGCUGCUCCUCGAGAGGGUUCACCCGGAGGACGAGGGCGAAUACAGGUGCCGGGUCGACUUCCUCGGGUCGCCGACGAGAAACGCGAUGCUGAUGCUCGAUGUGAUGGGUGGGUGGGCGUGGGACGAUGAGGUCAUACGGGCUGCCCUAACGAGGUGGGCUGAAGUGACCCUCUCAUGUCAGGUCAGAGGAGGUGACCCCCGACCUAAGGUGACCUGGUGGCACGAGUGGUCUCUCCUGGACAACACGAGCGAGGUCAACACAACCCAUGUCGUAAAAAAUAUCUUGACCCUCCCCCCGCUGACGAGAGCUGACCUUAACAAGACGCUAACAUGCCAGGCCACCAACUCCGACCUCAUUAUACCAAUGUCAGCCACUGUCAGGGUUGACAUGCACUAUCCCCCGAGGUCUGUGAAGCUUCUCGAAGAAUCCACGGAAGAAGUGACCUUAUCUGAAGGAAGGUCACGACCCAUCGUGUGCGAGGCCGAGGGGUCACGACCUCCUGCUGACCUGUCGUGGUUCUCGGAUGGUCACCCGAUCCCCAGGCAGCUCUUGGAUAUCGAGGAAGAGGUCGAGGGCGAAGUGAGCCGCUCCAUCUUACACUUCAGUCCGAGUGCGAGCGACGACGGAGCGAUCCUCAGCUGUCGAGGAUUUAGUCCAGGUUUACCAGAGUUCGUCCUCGAAGACUCGGUCCAGCUCUACGUUUUCUAUAAGCCUCGAGUCGAGAUCGACCUCGAGCACGACUCAGAAGACUUGGAAGAAGGCGAUGACGUCACGCUCGAGUGUUUGCUGAACGCCAAUCCUCCAGCCACGAGCGUCGAGUGGGAGCGCAAUGGCAUCCCCUUAAAGAGCAACGCCUCCCUGGGAGUGACGGUGAGCAGGACGACCCUGCACCUGACGAACAUCACCAGAGCUUCGUCAGGAGUCUACACCUGCGCUGCUACGAACGACGAAGGGUCCACGACCUCCAGUCCCCUUCAGGUGGAUGUGAAGUUCCUGCCGACGUGCUCCGAGGACCAACACACCUCCUACGGCGUCGGGACAAUGGAGGAGAUCCUGGUAUCCUGCCACGUCGACGCGUAUCCUAUACCGACAGAUUUUAGAUGGGCCAUGAACACGAGCUCCGGCGUCGUGGACGUGCCCCUCAGCCUCUCCAGCAGCAGCGGCAGGAGCAGCGUCGUCAGGUACACGCCCCGCACGCAGAAGGACUUCGGGGAACUCCUGUGCUGGGCGGCGAACGAGGUCGGGCGCCAGAGGAAGGCCUGCGCCUAUCGAGUGGAGCCGGCAGCCAAACCCGAGGCGGUGUCCUCGUGCGCGGCCGAAAGGAACGCCACGAUGCCCGCCUCCUACGUCGUCCUCUCCUGCGUGCCGGGCUGGGACGGCGGCCUCAACCAGUCCUUCGUCCUCGAGGUGCGUCAGGAGGCCAAGGAGGAGCUGCUCGAGGAUUUCCGAGACGCGCCCGAGCCCCAGUUCUUCGUCAGGGGCCUCCUGAAGGACGUGCAUUACCUCCUGACGGUGCGCGCCGAGAACGCCCGCGGCCUGAGUCCGCCCAUCACCAUCAGCUACUGCGUCCAGAGCGAGUCCCGGGCCACCACCCUCUUGGUCUCCCACGCCCGCAACACCCUCCUGGUCCUCAUGCCCUUUCGUGGUGCUUCUGAUGGGCGUGCUGCUCGUGCUGACGGUGUAUGUGGGCGUGGGCGUGCUGCGGGCGUCCAAGGAGAGGCGGAGAAGGUGUAAGAAGGAAGGGCUUUACUACACGACGACGGUGAGGACGCCCCCGGAGUGUCACGACGCCCACGCCAUCGUUUGCGGGAAUAAUGACUACGAUAAAGAAGAGCUGAUGAAACUGCCCGUGGAGAGCAUCACGCCCAAAGCCGCCCACGAGUGCCAGGAUUACUUGCUUAAUAAC